Molecule: messenger RNA, 1914 nt
Organism: Aethina tumida (small hive beetle)
Lineage: Eukaryota; Metazoa; Arthropoda; Insecta; Coleoptera; Nitidulidae
Gene: MESR3
Exons: 4
Coding region: 290-1225 (311 amino acids)
Biological process (GO): regulation of transcription by RNA polymerase II
Cellular component (GO): nucleus
Molecular function (GO): DNA-binding transcription factor activity, RNA polymerase II-specific; RNA polymerase II cis-regulatory region sequence-specific DNA binding
Source: RefSeq, a predicted model, not a curated record
GUACCGGCAAGUUGACCAGGCGCAUUUCUCUCUCCACAUCGUUCACCAAGUGAACUCCACUUGUUCGUCGUCGGAGCUUUGCGUCAAACUGGUCGCUUUCAGUCGACGAAAACACGCGACGAGAAGUACACGUCGGGUUCCGUUUACCUGCAUUUUUGGAUUCAAUUACGUGCGCGUGUGCUCAUUGGUGGUGGUGUGACGCUUGGGGGAUUAUUUUUUUGGUUGAUAUUAUUUUGUCGUUCGGCGAUUGCAAUUUAUGGAGUAGUCGGAGAGGAAACUAAGAUAAGAAAUGGAGGCUUACACGACGUACCCAACGAUCUCCAUAGACAAACGUCUGUCCACCCUGUCGAUACAGUCGAAGAACCAUGACAGUUCGGAGUACGCCAUCAACCGAUUCUCGCAGAAGUACGACUCGUACCAGGAGUUCUACAAAGCCCAGCAGCAACGACAACGUCUGUCCUCGACGGGUGAAGGAAGCGGCGACUCCAGCACCACCACGUCGGGCAGCAGCUACGGCGAAAGGGAGGACAUGAGCGAAACGAGAACGGAGAGCGAGGAGAACGAGAGGGAGGCCCAGGAGAAGCCGUAUCAGGGGGUGAUCACGCCGGCCGAAAGGGAACAGAUCGAGUCGUUUUUCAGGGGGUUGAAAACCGAGGUGUACGUGUGCAACUCGCUGGCGAAUCUCUACGUGAAAUCGCCGGAGGACAGCGACUGGAAGCUGAAAUACGAGGGAAUCCCGGUCGUGAUCCUGGACAGGGGUGAAUCCAGGGCGCGGACGAAGCGCUGCAUCAAAAUAGCGUUGGCCGAAAGGGGCACGGGUUUCAUGCUGUGGCACGACAUCGUCGACAACCUGUCCUCGUACAAGAUGGAGGGACCGACGUUCCACACCAUGUGCUUCUCCGAGGAUCACAAGCUCCAGAUCGGCUUCAGUUUCGACAUGUGCAUGGCGGCCGAGGAGCUGGGACGACACGUGGAAACUCUGGUGGCCCGUCCGGAGAACGUGAACCUGUCCACACCCGGCAAGAAGAAAAAAAAGAAAACCAAGAAGCAACCGAAACCAGCGCCUCUGCCCCCGAAGACACACAUCUCGCAGCCGUGCUGCUUCCAACACGUGACCACAGUCGAAGUGAACGAUGCAAAAAGAUAUUUUUCGCUGAGGGAGCUGUUGCCUCGUUCCGUACUUAAUUCUAGUAUUAACACUGGCAUGUUACAACUAAGGCACUAAUCUAGAUUUAGGUUGAUAUUUAUGUUUUAAGUUAGCAUGUAUCAGUGAGCUGGAUCAACGAAUAUCUACACGGAUUUAGUGACAAUUCACUUUUUGAAUUGCUUUUGAAAAAUUUGCACGAUUAAGUGUUUAGAUGGCAUUAUCCAAAAUAUAAUAUGUAAUAUACUAUGGGUGUCACUGUCAUCUAUAUUUUAAUAGAUGUGUUGGAUCACCUCCAUGAUGAUUUAAAAAUUAAGUCACCUCUUAUAGGAAAGCAGCUAACUGAUACUUAUAUUUUAAAAUAUGACUGAUAUAAAUGUAUUUUUAUGAAUGAAUGGAUUUUAUUAUUUUUUGGUGUGAUAAUUUUGCUAUAUACGGACCAAAAACGUUUAACUAAUGAUUUCCACAUUCCUGCUCCAUCAUGUUCUAUGAAAAGUAUGUUGUAAUUUAUUACAAUAUUGAGAAGAUUUGAUUACAAUUUAUUAUUUAUAUUUGUCUAGUUCGUAAGUUUCCCUAUGAAAUUACAAAAUGGUUUGAUUAAAAGUCUUUAGUGUGAAUCUGUGAUAUCAGUUCGAAUUCAAAAUUUUAUCAAAAUAUGUAUGCAUUUAUGUAAAAAGUACAACUAAGUGUAUCUACUAAAUAUACCCGGAUAUCCUUUAGUGGACAGUGUAUGUUAAAUAAUUGUUUUAAAUAAAAGUAUUUGUAGUGAA